Molecule: messenger RNA, 1626 nt
Organism: Culicoides brevitarsis
Lineage: Eukaryota; Metazoa; Arthropoda; Insecta; Diptera; Ceratopogonidae
Gene: hzg
Product: phosphatase Herzog
Exons: 5
Coding region: 490-1434 (314 amino acids)
Molecular function (GO): RNA polymerase II CTD heptapeptide repeat phosphatase activity
Source: RefSeq, a predicted model, not a curated record
CGCGAUAUAAAUACUAAACUUUUUUUGUAACUGUCUGCUUUUUUAGGUGAAAUUAAUGCAUAAAACAAGGCAGAAAAUUAGUAUUUUUUACCGAAAAUUUCAAUCAACUGCAUUGCAAUUAAGUGUAUUUACCUUAAAAUAAGGCAAAAAUUAUACCAUAAGAGGCGAAAAAUUGAAAUAAAAAAAUAAAUUUAACUACUGAGUGUUUGUGUGUUGUACUAAAUAUAUAUACAUCCAUAUAAUAAUAUAUAAGAAGAAAAUAUUUGUAUAACAAAAAAAAUAUAAAUAAAAAAGUCUAAUGGAUAAAAAAUAGUCACGAAAAUUAAUUAAAUAAAAAAAAUAAAAGGAAAAAAUUCAUAAAUGGUGUUUCCGACCGCAAAAGUGACUAAAUAGUGGAAAUUCUUUUAUAUACCAAUACAAUCACACGACGACGAAAAUAUCAGCUAAUUAUUACUAAUAUCGUCGAAAUAUUAGUAGGAAAAAAAUACGAUGGAUGCAAAUUCAAUAAUCACACAAGUUUCACGCGAUGAUGAACAAUUAAACGCAUUUACGAACGAAAAAGUAAAUGAUGUAGAUAGACUGAAAUCGCCAAAACGUGGCUUCCUUCAAUCAUUAUUUUGUUGUUGGAGGACCGUUAGGACAAAAACAAAUCAAAAUGGGACACCGAUCGAUGGCUCAAUCACGCCGCCUCCUUUACAAGGUCAACCUAAAUAUCUCUUACCGUCAGUUAGGCAUUCAGACAUGCACAAAAAGUGCAUGGUAAUUGAUUUAGAUGAGACAUUAGUGCACAGCAGUUUUAAGCCAAUCCCAAAUGCCGACUUUAUCGUGCCCGUGGAAAUCGAUGGCACGGUACAUCAGGUGUACGUGUUGAAACGACCGCACGUUGAUGAAUUCCUGAAACGAAUGGGAGAAUUAUACGAAUGUGUACUGUUCACAGCUUCACUAGCCAAAUACGCGGAUCCCGUUGCUGAUUUAUUAGAUAAAUGGAGUGUUUUUAGGGCGCGACUAUUUAGAGAAUCCUGUGUCUAUCAUAGAGGCAAUUACGUUAAAGAUUUGAAUAAGCUUGGUAGGGAUUUGCAAAAAAUUGUUAUUGUAGAUAAUUCGCCAGCCAGUUACAUUUUUCAUCCAGAUAAUGCGGUGCCGGUGAAAUCAUGGUUCGACGAUUUAUCUGACUCAGAAUUAUUAGAUUUAAUACCACUUUUUGAGAAAUUAAGUCAAGUCGAUUCAGUAUAUACGGUAUUGUGCAACUCAAAUAAUCCAAUUAAUCAAUCAAUUUACAAUACGUUAAAUAACAUCGCGAAUGCAUCAUCAAAUCAACACAUACAAUCAAGUGGGCAGCAGCAACAGAGUCUUAGCUCGUCGUCGAACAACAGUAGCGGUGCCACGAGUUGUAAUAAUCUAAAUAAUACAAAUGACCUGGUCAAUAGCACGUAACAUUUACAAAAAUUAUUCGUCAACAUUUAUAUGAUUUAAAUUUUUUUUUUAAUUUUAUUGAAAAUUUAUACAUUUAAAAAAAUUUUACUAAAAUACAUCAACAACAAUUUUAUUUAUUAAUAUAGAUUAUUAUUGAAAAUUGCGAAAAAAGAAAGGAAAAUAUUCAAUUAAUAUAUAAAAAAAUAUAAAAAU